CACAAAUUCCUCCUAGAGUCUAAGUUGCGCAAUAUCAUAUUCAAGCUGAAAUUUCUUGUAAAACGUUUUACGAAUUUGAAGUACUUCACCUGGUAACUGCGAAGUCCUUUGGGUAUAAAUUAGUGAACGCCUCUACAAAAUGGAGGGGCUGUCUGAAGAGCAAAUCCAAGAAUAUAAAGAUGCUUUUUACAUGUUCGACCGGGAUAAUAAUGGUUACAUUACUACUAGUGAACUGAAUUCAAUAAUGAGAACUUUGGGAUUCAAUCCAACCGAAGAGGACUUACAACAGAUGAUUUUCACAGUGGACUACGACGGUGAUGGUAGAUUGAAUAUGGAGGAAUACAUUCAACUCAUGGAACAGCAGAAAAAACCCGAGGAGAAGGAAGAAGACAUCAUUCAAGCUUUUAGAGUUUUUGACUCAGAAAACAAGGGAUACAUUGACUCAUCUGAGCUGAGGGAACUUCUGGAAAAUAUGGAUUGGAAAGUCUCCGCAGACGACCUGAAAGAUUUGAUAACAAGCGCUAACCUACAUCAGGACAGAAAGAUCAGUCUGGAUGAGUUCGCUUGGCUUGUGGAACCUGAGGGAAUGCCAGUUAUAGAAGACAAAGAAGACAAUGAAACACAUGACGAUUGACUAACUUGCCGCACAAUGGGAUAGAAAUCUGCCUCACCUACCUUCUAGCGUCAUCUCGACCGUCACCAUUUCUCUCGUCGUCAUCCUUGUUGAAAACCACCAUAAUUAUCAUCAUUGAAAUCAUCAUCGUCAUCGUCACCACUAUUAUCAUGAUCAUUAACAGUCUCGCAAUAAUCGUCAUUUCAGUGAACAUGGUCAUGGUACCCAUUCGAAAUAAAUUUCUUUCGCGUAGUGUUACGUACCCCUGGAACU
Pocillopora verrucosa is the source of this 886-nucleotide messenger RNA. Its product is annotated as calmodulin, striated muscle-like. Gene Ontology annotation, cellular component: myosin II complex. The record is from RefSeq and is a predicted model, not a curated record. Gene Ontology annotation, molecular function: calcium ion binding. Lineage: Eukaryota; Metazoa; Cnidaria; Anthozoa; Scleractinia; Pocilloporidae.